GAACAGCUCACAGAAUCCUAUAUUCAAAUCUAGGAUAAAGACACUCUUUAGCUUAUGGUGUUGCUUGAGAUGUAUAGGAGGUUUAGUUGUAUGAUUUUUAUUUGUAUGAUUUGUUCUAUUUCUGAUUUUUUUUUUUUUUUUUUUACUUUGCCAAUUCUAUAUAUUUAAUUUUUUUUUUGUUUCUUUUACUGUUUUUCCUAUAUUGUACAGCACUUUAGUACAACAUUUGUUGCUUUUAAAUAUGCUUUAUAAAUAUACUUGAAUUUAAACAAAUUUAGCAUUUUUAAAAUAUUUGAUUUGAUCAUAUUUGCUGUCUAUUUUAUUUUAUUUUUUGUUUUUACUUUUCAUAGAAACUGCUUUGAUAUACCAGGGAACAAUAGGGCAUUAUUAAGGAGAUUAUAGUAUCUCUUUAUUUGCCAUAAAAUAAUAUACUUUUAUGAUUAAUGUAAUCAUGCUGUUCCAUCAGUGAACACGUGCAUUGCUAGCUCAUUGUGCACUGCCUCGGAUGCGCUUGACACGUACAUGACAUACAGUAUAGUGCUCAUUUGUCAUGUCGCACACUUUACAUCAGACACUCCUCACGCUCCUCACACUUCAAAAUUACAUACCUAGUAUUUGCACACAUUUUUGUCAUAUGCAUUUCAGACUUUCUGUAAUUUUGCAUGUCUUGGGGAAAACAAAGCAAGAUUCAAAAACACCUAACAUAUGGUUGGUUUUGUGAAUUUCUUUAACCUCUUAACUGCCCCCUCUGUGGGACGCCUAUGUUUACUUCACUAUUUUACAAUUAAAUCCUAAUCUAAUCAUGACAAACUAUAUAUCGUUGGAAAGGUCUAAGACUCCUAAAUAGGUAUUUUACCACUUUUUCUGUUAAAUAAUUAUGUAGGAAAAGUAAUAGUUUAAUUUAUGACAAGAGUGCACCUGAAAAAAAUCUACAUCAUGACAUGAAUUCUGACCUUUGUCACAAAAAAGUCUUCUUAGUUGCCUUUUUCUCUAUCACGAAUUAGAAAUCAUAAGAAAUUAUUUAUCAUUAGAAAACUUAAAAUCUCAAAAUUCAUCCUUUGAAACCCAUUUUAAAAUCAGACAUUGCAUUACCAUGGAAAUGGUACAUUAAAAUCAUGUUACAAAAUAUUUUCAUUCAUGAAUUAUAAAAAUGUAAGUUUGGAUAGUGCACUAUAAUGUCUCUGUUCAAAACUGUGAGUGACAGUUAAGGGGUUAAUUUAAGUUUUAAAAUGAAAAUUCAUACAUUUUUAUAUGAUAACAUGAUUUUUUUCAUCAAAUUACAUGUUUUGUUUUGUUUUUAUUUAAACAAAUUACAUAGUAAUCUCACUAGUAACAUCACACGAUAUAGUCAAGGUCAAAGGCAUAGUGCGCUAAAUGCACUUUGACCUGCAUCAUGCGAGUCUUCAUCAAGAAGUCAAGAAAUGACAAGCAGUCAAGUUGCAUAACCUUUUAUGACUAGCUCAGGUACAUAAUGAGCAGGUUACCCCUUACAUAUUUAAUCAAACUGAAACACGUGCUUGAUUCUUUCUUGAACACACACAAUGCACAUGAACAGUCUAGACAUCAUUUUAAUGGACUCUGGACUGGAUCUGUGUCAUGAGAUGCUAAACAACCGCUCCAAGACUGUGAACCGGUUGGUUCAGGUGAGAGAGGAAUGGCUGGAAUGGUGCCAGCAGGGUGAGAGGAAUGUGUGGGUGUUGACAAAUGAAUGCCACCGAUGAUAAAGAUCUGUGCUGGACUUGUCUGAACAUUAUCACUUUGGCGGGAACAUGGGGAAAGAAUACUUUAUAGGACUGUAACCAAAACAAAAAAUUCCUUCUAGUAAGGAAAUAUCAAAUGUCAUUUUUUGUAUAAUUUUGAAAGAAACUGCGUGUUAAAUGUCACCAGAGAGUGUUUAUAGUCUAGUUGUUGCAUUUUUUGAAACAGAGGACAUAGAGUCUUGAGGGGCUUGUUGUCACAUGAGGAAGCUGUCAGUUAGAUUUUAUAUUUACUGUAUAUUUAGGCUUAAAUUUUAGAUUGAUGUAUUUGAAUUGCUUAUAAUUUACCUUACACAGUUUUAACAAACAAACUAAUGGAAUUAUUGUGAUGCAUAUUUGUCAGUCAUACAUAAAUGAAACGGGUAAGAUUUCUGUAAUCAUGAACUGAAUAGCACUUUUACAGUCCUGUUCUGCAUGUACAUUGUAUGUGCUUAUUUAGCAAUUACAAAAACUGGGUAAUAACCCUGAACCUAACCCUAAACCUAAACCUAAACCUAACCCAUGUAUUUACCUUAUACUACCCAGUACUUUCUUGAAUAAGUACACAUACUGUGUAUAGUGUAACCAACUGAAUGUGUUUUAAACACACUAAGCAGGUUUAUAUAUUUAUCAAUAAAUCAACCAGUCUCAUACAUAUUAACUGGAUAUUGCUUGUUCCACUGUUAUAUUUGCUUUCACAAUGAACAAAUUUAUGCUGAUUUGAAUACAUGCAUUUUGAAAAUAUUUAAAUAAAAUAAAAUUAAUAUUUAAAUAAAAUAAAAUUAAUAUUUAAAAAAGUAAAUAGUUUAUAAUAAACUAUGCCGUGAUUUUUUUGAGUGCAGAAAUCUUAUAUAUAUAUAUUUUUUUUAGUUAAGUGAUCAUACUGAAAUGCAUUCAGACAAAAGGUCAACACUAUUAAUAAUGUAGAUAUUAACUGAAAGGUUGAAGUGGUUUCUCAGGAUAAAUGUAUUUUUUAUAAAUGCCAGAUUGGGGCAAGCUGUCGUUUUAUUGAGGCAGUUUUACUUUUUAAUAUAGUUUAAUAACAUUUCUGGUGAUCGAGACAAUUGUUUAUUUUUCUAGUUACCUUUUACACUUUUGCUAUCCCAUUAAUUGUUUUGUGUUUCAUAAAAGCUUUACAGUUUAAAAGUAUCUGUAUUGUCUCUGGACCUCCUUAAAAGCCAUUGUAUAAAAAACAAUUGUCCACAAUUUGAUUUUAAUCAAAACUGAUUAAAAACAGCCAGUCAUUACUUUGUCAAUCUGUUUGGUUAUGCUAAUAGUACAGAAAUUACACACUUCAGCUUUAACAUUUUUUAUUUGCAUUCACUUCCUCAGAAGCUCAGCUUCCCUAUGAUAUUUUCAGUUGUUCAAACUGCAAAGCUGGAGUUCGCAAAGCAGCUCAGAAUAGACGUUCAUAAUCUAUUUAGCACUAUAGAACAGAGAAAUCUGAAUCUAGAACAGAGAUCAGGUUUUACAUUUUAUACAGUACAAAUUGAUUAGCUUUUGCCUGUUAUACCCCACCAAAUUAGAUAAUAAAAGCUUUACUGUUCCCAGCACUGGGAAUCUUAAUGAAUACAGGUCUUGAUCUCUCUGUCUCAGCAGCUUGCAGACGUGAUCAAUACAGGCUGGACAAGCUGUCUCCAGGGUUGCUGUACCUGGAGCAGGUGUGCAGGAUGCUGGAGAAUAUUGCAAAGCUACAGCAGCAAAACUACUGCCUGCAGAAAGAGGUGGAGAUCCUGAAGGGUCAGCAUGGUGAAAUAGAGUGUGGAAGCUUGCAUGAGGAGGAAAUAAGUUAUCCUGCCAGUCAAGGUUUACAGAUUCUGGGUCAUGAAGAUCCACCCCGCGAAAAGACUCACCUAAAAGAACCCAUGGCGUUUCGUCACAGAUCAGUAUCUGACACUGAGGCAGCUGUCGGCCGUCACAGGAGAGCAAGGUUUGUUCGAGAUGAACCUAUUGCAGAAGUCUUAGUCGAGGAACCUGAUGGUAAAGAUCUUCUACCAGGAAAUGAGCACAAAAAGCCGAGUAAGAUCCAAAAGCUGAAAUUCACAUCCUUUAGAAGGCAGGAAACACAACAGUCUGACAAAGAAAGCAAAAGCUUUCAGCCUAAGAAGAAAACAAGAAUGCCAAGCUUUUUCAGUAGGAGUAGAAGUACGACUACACGUCUCUAACAUUAAUGCCACAUUGAUGCCUAGUAAUGGUGGCAGAUGCACACCUCCCAUUUACCUAGGGACUAUGGCACUUUUAUAUGUAUAGCUUAGUAUUUAAGGCUGCACUUAAAUAAAGUACUGAGUAGUACUAAUAGUCUUCAUGUACUUAAUGGAUACUUGUUUUUUUGUCAGUGCACUUUGUAUUUGUUAAUCCUAUUGUAUAUAAUUUUGCAAUGUAAAUUACUGCCAAUGUUAAGUUUUCAUUACUAGAUCCAUUCAUUGUAUUAUAGUUAUUUUCUUUUUUUGUCACGAUCUCUGUCUGUAAACCCUUGCUGCUAAAAGAAUUUCUUAUUUUGUAAUAGUAAGGUGAUUUCAUAACAAAUUGUUUAGUAUAAUAAAAUAUAUAAUACACCACUUUCCUUGCAAGUUUACAUACACAUACAAUUUUACAUUCUCUUAGCAGAAUCUGAUGUUUUGCAUUUUUAAAAAGAAAGAUAUGGAUUUUAAUAUACUGUUUUCCACUGUACAAAAUAACUGAUUUUAUCUACAUUUUGCACAUAAUGAAUUUAUGCACAACUAUGAGAAAAGGCUACAAACAGUAAUUGAUGUUUGAGAAGGCAACACAUGAUAUAUUAAGAACUAUAAAUAUGUAAACUUUUGAACAGGAUCAUUUGUGGAAUUUCAGCUCUGUCUUGUGGGAAAUAUAUAAGUCUCUGUAAUGUCAAAUACAUCUCCAUCAGGUCAGUAAUAAAAUAACUAA
Molecule: messenger RNA, 4640 nt
Organism: Onychostoma macrolepis
Lineage: Eukaryota; Metazoa; Chordata; Actinopteri; Cypriniformes; Cyprinidae
Exons: 5
Coding region: 3302-3901 (199 amino acids)
Source: RefSeq, a predicted model, not a curated record